AUGACGGCUUCCGGCAGCUCACUCAGCGGCAGCCGGUGCACCUGGGCUGACAGCAGGGUGGUGGUCACCAACGUGCACCCGCUGGGGUGCACGCCGCUCUUCACCCGCGCGCUCAACUACAGCGGCUGCGACCCGCUGGCCAACACGGGCGCGGCGCAGCACAACGCGGCGCUCCAGUCCGUGCUCGCCGCGCUCGACCCGGCCAACCGCACCUUCCUCCUCCUCGACCUCAACGCGCCCUUUGCGGCCUUCGCCGACGCGCCGGAGCCGGCGGCGGCGGCAAGCAGGUUCGCUGAGCCGAGGCGCCCGUGCUGCGAGACCUUCGGGAGCACCGCCGCCGGCGGCUACUGCGGCCAGGAGGACGACGACGGGAGGAGGCAGGACGUGCUGUGCGACGACCCCAGCAAACACUUCUACUGGGACAAUGUCCACCCCACGCAGGCCGCCUGGGCCGCGGUCGCCGAGACUUUCAGGCCCAAGAUCCGCGAGUUCCUCUCCAGUUGA
Molecule: messenger RNA, 504 nt
Organism: Miscanthus lutarioriparius
Lineage: Eukaryota; Viridiplantae; Streptophyta; Magnoliopsida; Poales; Poaceae
Source: the annotation of a GenBank genome assembly